AUGGACGGCAUCAGGAACCUCGCCUCGACGGUGUCGAGCCGCUUCACCAACAACGUCACCGCCUCCUUCUCGGCCCUGACCCUGCAGCAGUGGAUCCGCCUCGUCGCCAUCGUGGGCGCCUACCUGCUCCUGCGGCCCUACAUCCUCAAGCUCGGCGCCCGGUUCCAGAUGAAGCAGCUCGAGAAGGAGGGCGAGGAGUCGGAGCGCGAGGCCGCGCGCCUCGCCGCCCUGACGCCCAACGAGCUGCGCGGCCAGAACAAGAAGCUCGUCCUGCCCGACGAGAGCGACAGCGAGGGCGACGAGGCCGAGGGCGCCGGCGCCGGCUCCUCGGCGACCGACUGGGGCAAGAAGGCGCGCAGGCGGCAGAGGCACAUGGUCAAGAAGAUGCUCGAGGCGCACGAGAAGAAGCUGGCCGAGGAGCAGGCGGACGAGGAGGACAAGGAUAUCCAGGAGUUCCUGGUGGAUUAA
Messenger RNA from Thyridium curvatum, 468 nucleotides. RefSeq lists its product as uncharacterized. Gene Ontology annotation, biological process: protein transport. The transcript has a single exon. The coding region runs from base 1 to 468 and encodes 155 amino acids. The record is from RefSeq and is a predicted model, not a curated record. Lineage: Eukaryota; Fungi; Ascomycota; Sordariomycetes; Thyridiales; Thyridiaceae.